AGCAGCGAAGAUGAUGGUCAUUUGGAUAUUGACAUCAACGAAGACGAAGACGAAGAAGAAAAAAUAAUUGAAAUGCGUCGAAAGCAACGUGAAGAACUAUUAAAAAAACUAGGAGGAAAAACAGAAUCAUCUCCACCAAGCAAAUCCUCGCAACCUAGAAGAGAACGAAUCCCUUCUCCAGAAGAACCGAGAAUCCAAGACAUCGCGCCUUUGCCGAAUAAUACCCAACCGAAGUCAUCAAUACAGGUCAGCCGAGAGGAGGAAAAUGACCUCGACGACGAUAAGAAAACUAAAGGUGGUGCCAGGGAAAAGCGACCGGAAUGGGAUAUGUUUGCCGAUCAAGACGUAGACUCGAAUUUCGAUUCUCCUAAUGCAAUAGUGCUGAAUAAAACACAAAAUGAAAAUCCUGCACUGACAGACAACUGGGAUGAUGCGGAAGGAUAUUAUCGUGUACGUAUUGGGGAAAGUCUUGACAACCGUUAUGUUGUGAGUGGAUAUACAGGCCAGGGAGUAUUUAGUAAUGUAGUGAGAGCUCGUGAUCAAGCACGUGGGAAUGCAAAUGUUGCUGUAAAAAUUAUACGCAACAACGAGAUAAUGCAUAAAACGGGACUGCGUGAAUUGGAGAUCUUAAAAAAAUUGAAUGACGCAGAUCCAGAGGAUAGAUUCCAUUGCUUACGACUUUUCAGACAUUUUUUUCAUAAGCAGCAUCUUUGCAUGGUGUUCGAGCCGCUAUCUAUGAACCUUCGGGAAGUGCUUAAAAAGUAUGGUAAAAAUGUUGGCUUACACAUCAAAGCAGUGCGCAGCUAUACGCAACCUUUUCUGGCACUUAAGUUGCUUAAAAAGACCGGCAUACUUCAUGCAGACAUUAAACCCGACAACAUUCUUGUGAAUGAUAAUAAUUUAUGUUUAAAGUUAUGUGAUUUCGGUUCUGCUUCAGCUAUUAACGACAACGAAAUAACACCAUAUUUAAUAUCACGUUUCUAUCGUGCGCCCGAAAUCAUAUUAGGCAUUACUUACGAUUACGGAAUUGAUAUGUGGUCUGCUGGUUGUACAAUCUAUGAGCUAUACACUGGAAAAAUUCUGUUUAGUGGAAAGAGCAAUAACCAAAUGCUGAAAUUCUUCAUGGACUUAAAAGGAAAAAUUCCAAAUCGUAUUAUUCGGAAAGGUCAAUUCAAAGAUCAACACUUUGAUCAGAGCUGCAACUUUCUUUAUCAUGAGAUUGACAAAAUUACGGAAAGGGAAAAAAUCGUGGUUAUGCCUGUAAUUAAACACCGAAAUCUACAACAGGAACUUAUUGCUGAUCAGAAUUUACCAGAUGAUCAACACCGAAAAGUAACACAACUUAAGGAUUUAUUGGAUAAUAUAUUUGCGCUGGAUCCAUCGAAAAGAAUUUCUUUGAAUCAAGCAUUAACACAUCCUUUUAUUCAAGAGAAGAUGUAAGCGACCACUUCAUGAAAGUGUGUCCUGUUUUAAAUUGAGUUGAGAAAAUUCGACGCGCCGGCACCAGGCAUAUACACAAUGUAAUUCUUUGCUAAAAUGCUGCUAGUAUUGUAUUAUAUGUUACAAUCAUGCAGUGUAUAUGGAGUUUAUAAAUUAAGUAUUAUGCAAUUAUUAAUACCAGAUAAAAAUUUGUUUACACUGAUGCAUCUUUUACGUAUAUUUUACGCAUCAUGAAAGAGAGUGACAGAACAGCAGCAGAGACAAUUGAACUGAGCACAUUUUUAUUUGAAGUUUAAGUGUAAUUAAAAUUUACUUUUCCUAAAAUCCGCGGCUAGUUUGAGAAAAAAUAUAUUUUGUUGGCCAAAGUACAAAACCAAUAGAUUUUAUCAGCUAAUCUGUCAAGCAUUCAGUAAUAGAUUGAAGACAAAAUAUUAAACGAUGUGUACGGAAAAACUUCUAAUUUUGUUAGCUUGUGUAGCAUUUAAAAUUGGAAUGUGUUAUAAUUGAGUUGACUAAAUUAUUGUGUUUCAAAAUCAUGAAAACAUCAAAAUCCAUAGUUGUAUCAUAUUAAAAGAACUUAGUUAAUAUGUAAAA
Rhagoletis zephyria (snowberry fruit fly) is the source of this 2034-nucleotide messenger RNA. It is a transcript of the gene Prp4k, whose product is annotated as Pre-mRNA processing factor 4 kinase. Gene Ontology annotation, molecular function: protein serine/threonine kinase activity; ATP binding. The record is from RefSeq and is a predicted model, not a curated record. Lineage: Eukaryota; Metazoa; Arthropoda; Insecta; Diptera; Tephritidae. Gene Ontology annotation, biological process: peptidyl-threonine phosphorylation; peptidyl-serine phosphorylation; mRNA cis splicing, via spliceosome.